This is a messenger RNA of Gamsiella multidivaricata, 2151 nucleotides long. Its product is annotated as beta-lactamase-like protein. Gene Ontology annotation, cellular component: integrator complex. The transcript is spliced from 6 exons. Lineage: Eukaryota; Fungi; Mortierellomycota; Mortierellomycetes; Mortierellales; Mortierellaceae. Gene Ontology annotation, biological process: snRNA processing. Bases 114 to 1877 code for a protein of 587 amino acids. The record is from RefSeq and is a predicted model, not a curated record.
UAUACAGAACCCUUAAGUCUGAUUCUGGUUAACUGUUGAUUACUGUUGAACGAACCAUUCAAACCACAAUCACAACCAUAGCCGCGAUCAAUACGCAGGAGCAGGAAUACGGGAUGCGACUGACAUCACUUUUGCCAGACGGGGAGCCCAACUGUAUGGUCCUCAAGCUGAGACAAAUGCUAGUACUUCUCGACUGUGGACUCGGUCAGGAACAACUCUAUGCCAUGCCGGUGAGGGAAGGAGGCCUGAUAGAAGAGCAAAAGGAAACGAUACUUUCUGCAACAGCAUCCUCGGCGACAGAUUUGGAUACUAACCCGCUCAAACGGAAACAUGCCCCUACUGAGACGACUGACAUCCGACAGGAUUGGGCGUCGUUCCUCAAGGCAACCGCCGCACAGUUUCCGCAAAAAAAGAAGUACCGUGGAUUGAAUACAAAUGGAUUAGUAAAGGACAGCACAUAUAUGAGCAGUGUAGAAGCAAUCGAGUCCAAUACGAAAUCAUCCCCGACACAGAGGCACCAGGCGACGCAUGAAUAUUUAUUCAAGCUGCCCGACUUUUCAGGAGUGGAUCUCAAGUCGAUUGAUGUUGUUCUCAUCUCCAACUACAACCACAUCUUGGCAUUGCCCUACUUGACUGAAUUUACGGGUUUCCAGGGUAGGAUCUUUGCCACUGAGCCAACAAUCGAGUUUGGAAGGCAGUUAAUGACAGAAUUCGUGUCAUUUUUUGGGAGCAGCGUCUCGUCCAAUCCACACGAAGUCAUCGAUAGAAAGAAAUUGGUGGCACAAUCCGGCUCUGGGCUCUAUCCCGCAUAUACCCUCACAGACAUCAAGGCGUGCAUUGACAAGAUCCAGCCAGUGCGCUUCCGUGAGCAUAUUACACUGUAUGGCUCACUCAAGUUAACCGCCCACAGCGCAGGAUACUGUCUCGGCAGCUCCAACUGGCUUAUUCAAAUCGGAACAGAAAAUAUUGCAUACAUGUCAUCCUCAUCCACGCAGGUCAACCUUCAUCCGGAUCUACUUGAUGGAACACUGCUAGAGCACGCUAGCACAGUGAUCGCGGCAGAUCUUUCGCCAAAAGGAAGUAUCACAUACGAUCUCGGUGUCAACGAAGUAUGCGCCAACAUCGCACGGACCAUUGCACGGAAGGGCCAUGUCCUUAUUCCAUGCGCCAUAUCUGGAUUCCUUUUCGAUUUGCUUGAGGAUGUCCAUCUUCAUCUCAACAGGAUGGGGCUAAUUCACCAAGUCCAGUAUAGCUUCAUAUCGCCAGUCGCAGACACAGCACUGCAAUACUCUAAUAUCCUUGCAGAGUGGAUGGCUCCUCGGAAACAAGAGAUGGUGUACUUGCCUGAGGCGCCUCUACUGCAUGCUAUUCUCCUUGAUAAGGCGCAAGCCAAGAACUACAAGAGUGUCCAUGGAGCGUUUUCAUCCGACUUAAAAUACCCCUGUAUUGUCUUUGGUGGCCACCCUAGCCUUCGAUCAGGACCUAUGGUGAAUCUUUUGCACAUGUGGGGAAAGAAGGCGAACAACUCUAUUGUUUUUAUCGAGCCACGGAUCGAUGCGCAUGCCAGUCUGGAGCCAUACGAGGGUCUCGAGAUCAGUCGUAGUAUAUGUCCUCUCGACACCCGGCUAUCAGUGGAUCAACUUGUCGAUAUCAUGAAAAAACAUAAGCAUCCUAAACAUGUCUUGGUACCGGUACAUGUUACAACCUCCAUUCAAUCAGACAGGACAGCAGAGCUUACGGACGCCAAAGGGACAAGAUCAACAUCGUCAAUGCGAUGGUCAGCAUAUAAAGUGGGCGAAGCCAUACAACUUGACAUGGGAUCUCUUUACGAGGCAGUUCUGCUAUCAGAAGAGGUACGGCAGAUUCGACUUGGAUAAGAGCAAUGAAUUUGAAAACGAUAAUAGGGUCUAACAUUUCAUUAUUGUGAGUAGUUGGCAAAGGGGAUAUACCCGCAAUCGUUUGGAAGCACUUCAUACGCGCCUGUGUCAGGAUCGCUCUCGAUAUACAAUAACCAGAUGCAACUCGAGCCGGCUUCAGUUGCAGCCCACCAGAUUCUAUCGCUCCAUAGCCAGCGGCAGCUUCGCGGCAUCAUGAACCUUCAAAUGCUGCUUGCUGGACUUACAUUGGUAAUGCUCAUGCGAUGCCCGGCAU